Molecule: messenger RNA, 3807 nt
Organism: Symbiodinium necroappetens
Lineage: Eukaryota; Dinophyceae; Suessiales; Symbiodiniaceae
Source: the annotation of a GenBank genome assembly
AUGGAGCGCUUGCUCCGCCUUAGGCCGGCAGAAGGUCAACGAAACCUGACAGUCAGGGAUGCCGUGCAGUCUUUGACAGAAAUCCUCGAGCAGCCUGGGCUUUCUGACUUGCAACAGCAUUGCUUUCAGUCAUCAUUCCUUCGACGACUACGGAAUUGUUUUCCUCAGGCCUACUUUGAAGUCCAUCCGGUGUCAGAAGUGGGGGCUCAGGCUUCGAACUGCAGCUUCUUUCGCCACGAACCGAUUUUUCCUGUGACAGCUCCGUUGCAGCGCAAUCUUGACAUCCUCGGCAUGCGAGCGCUGAAGUGCCAUCUCGGCCUAGCAUGCCCAUCGAAUCACAUGCUUCUCACAAAGGCAGAGCUUCAGGAGGCAGCUGCUCGGGCAAAUGCCAGGACAAGUGCGAAGAACUUUGGAUUGCAUAUUUUCAGGGUCAUUUCCUGGAUGAAGGAGCUAGUGCCUGGACGUCGUGUCUCGGAUGCCUUGAUCGGGGCUGUUGGACCGAGCUACAUCAACGUUCUGAUUCCUUCACCCUGUGCCAAUAUCCUCGAGCUCAAGGUGCCAGUGGCAGCUCUCUGUGGCGACACCUGUGCUUCAGACUAUGACGUAACCACACAGUCCAUUAGGCUAGCAAGCGGAGCAUCGCCCAUGGAGCCUGGUCUUGCAAUCCGCACGUGGUAUUUCCCGUCUAUGGUGUGCACUAUAGCAAGGAACUGCGCACAGCCCAUUCCCCAUCAUGCCGCUGCCAACUCAGUUCUGGUGUCUGAGAUGCUCUUUGAGGAAAAGCAUGGCGCCACCGCAUCCUUCUCCUUUCCUGUGGGCCAAAGAAUGUUCCCGGAAAUGUUCUCGUCAUGCCCUGAUCUCACCGAGUGGGCGUUGAUGGAUCGCCGUUUGGAGAAGUAUUCGGAACUUUGGGCCCGAGUUCGGACAUGCCAAGUCCACGCAGGAGCAGUCAACAGUUCUUUGUACACUCCAUCUUCCAAGGUGCAUGCCCCGAAGUGGCACGCAGCAGAUGCAACGUGGUACCUGCAGUGCAAGGUGGAGAUCGCGCUUGCUGAACAUCAGUGGCUUCAUGACGAGGAUCUGGCUGUUCUGAGCUGUCAACAGGCCGAUCGUAUUUUGGAGCUGCGCGGUGUCAUUUGUCAGGCACACUUCACCGGACACCGCAAGACUCACGGUGAGGAGGCUGUGCAGGCCUUCAGCAUCGAGAUAAAGUUAUCCCAAGCCUGCCAUGGACUCAGGGAGACAGGUGCAGAGUUCAUCAUGGCUGGCGCCACCCUUUCGAUUUACUUCAUCGCUGUGGCCCGGAACGAGAAGAAGAGCAUUCGAAUGCUGAAGGCACUCCCCGAAACGCUUCCACUUCAAGGCAUGCCCCUUACUUCGACCAGAACGACUUUGCAGCAGAAGCGAGAGAUGGAGAUGAGACCAUUGCUCACGAAGGCCCAAGUGAACCUGGCAUUGGACAAGCCAGAAUAUCAGGUUGAGGGCUGCAAGGGCCUUAAUGACAAGCAGCUGCUAGCAUUGAAACGUGGAUUGCAGAUGCCGUUCACGAUGGUCCAAGGCCCACCUGGCACUGGCAAGACCUCGUUGCUUCAGCAACUCAUCGUGGCCGCUGUUUCUGCCAUGCCUGGCAGACAUGGCAGGCAACCCAAAGACCGUGAUCGUAUUCUCGUUUGUGCACCGUCGAAUCAAGCUGCUGACCACCUUCUGGAUAGACUGGUCCGAGACACGACCAUUCCAGCCCAUUAUGUCACCCGUGUGUACUCAAGGUCCAUUGAGCAAGAGAAUGGAAGCACCUACAGCAGUCGCAAUUCCAGAAGCGAACGCAGAUUCGACAUCCAGAAUCACCUUGAAGAGCAUGCGCUACACUACAAAGUAAGCCAAGUUCUCCAUCCAUCCGCCAGGCAGUCUCAGAGCGACCAGAAGGCUUUCAAUCGAGCAUACGAGAUGGCGGAGGAGAAGGUCUUGAAGCAAAGCUAUAUCGUGAUCACAACCUGCGCCAACUCCUACCUUCACACGGCGCUUAGCCAUGGUGAUGGGGUCCGCCCUGUCUCUUUUCACACGGCAGUCAUUGAUGAAGCUGCACAGGCGAGCGAGCCUGAUGUUGUGCUUGCUGCAGCCCUCGCCGCUCACCGCAUCGUCGUGGUUGGAGAUCAUCAACAGCUAGGCCCAGUGGUACCUGAGCGCAACCUCUGCUCUGCCUAUGUCAUGGCCUUGGAGACCCCGUUCCUGGAGCGCAUGGUGCAAAAUCCUCGACGCCUUCGGCUGAGUACCAUGCUGGAUGUGCAAUACCGUAUGCAUCCCUCUAUCCGCAGCUUCCCAUCUACGCAGUUCUAUGAAUCGAAGCUCCUCGAUGGAGUUUCGAUGUCCUUCAGGCCAAAGCUGCGAUGUCUCUGGCCGCAGGAGAAGGAGCAUCGCCUCUUUAUCGAUUGCCGGAGCCCCCAAUCUAAGGACAGGAAUCCGUCGGCUCAGUCUGCGCAAAGUAUGACUUCCCUCAAAAACUCCGGUGAGGCAGAGGUUGUUGCUUCUGUUUGCAAGGCGCUGCUAGAUCAGGGUUGUUCAGGAAUGGACAUUGCAGUCCUUACCCCAUACACAUCCCAGCAACAUGAAAUUCGUGCACAGCUCGAGUGUGCCGUUGGACGCGGCAGGGCUUCAAGUAUCCUGGUGGGAACGGUGCAUGCCUUGCAGGGCUCAGAGCGGGAGUACAUCAUCCUCAGUUUCGUUCGAAGUGUCUCUGAAGAGAUGCAAGAUAUCACACGCUCCACGGAAGCUUUCUCAAAGGGAGACUCUACAGCGUUGCGUGAACUGCAUGCACAGAACAUCGGCAUAGUGUCGAACCGCAAGCUCCUGAACGUGGCUUUGACCCGCGCAAAGUAUGGCCUCGUUUGCAUUGGCAACGCAGAGGUGCUCAGCAGCGGAUCCAAAGACUGCCUGGACUUGAUCACGAGCCUGGACGGUUCCAGAUGCCUGGUUGAUCGACAAGGUUUUCUGAAGAGGCUGCGAGAAAGCUGCUGGCCAAAGUCCAAAAGCAGAGGAAGUCCUCCCACCGCCAGUGCAUUGUCAACGAUUCGGCCAGAGGACUCUGCUUCACAAGUUGGACUCCGUUUCUCGCCAACAAAGGAUGCCGGAACUGAAGGUUCUGUGCUGUCUGUAUCGAGUUCCAUCUCUGUCGUCUCGGAAGCUGGUACGGGACCCAAAUGCUUUCUGCGUGGUACCCUGUUGCCGGCUGCAAGUGGGAUGCAUGUUCCUGUUGAGUCCAUCGAUACUGGUACCCGAAUCAUCGCCGCAGGAAGCAGUGACUUAUUGCAGGUGGCUGACGUGCAUUCUCAUCGUGGUGACUUUGACCUUGUCGAGAUACAGACUGAGUGUGCACGGAUUUUGGUGACCUCAACUCAUCGGAUUGUCAUGGAGUGGGGCGAGAGGAGGCAAGCCAGUCGAGUAAACGAAGGUGACCUUGUGCAAACGAGCGGUGGUGCUGCUCCCGUCAUGCACGUGUACCGGUACCGGUACUCAGCUCUUGUCGACGUCGUCCAAGUCGUGUUCCAUCCAGACCAACCGGUUGAGGCCAUUUGGCCUUCCCCACACCGGGUCUGGACGUGCGGCCAUCCUCCCACACAAGCUGCUCCACCUGCUGGGAAGGCCUGUGGCAAGGGAAGACACCGGGCCACUCGACGCUCCGGCCAAAAUAGACGUCCAGGAUUCCGGAAUGAACCAGGCACCUCCUCUGGGGGAACGCGAGAUGGAACAAGCCACACAGACAGCUAUCAAGGAGACGCGGUCAGUGUUGCAGAGACCUUUGAUCAGUUCGAA